AAAAAUACGAGACCAGUAGCAAGAGCACCAACGUCAUCAUAUAUAAUGGUAUCUCGUGAUGCCGUGAAACCGAAUUGCUUGUGCAAGGACAGGAUUUGUCAUCAGCUAUGGCGGCGGCAGCAGCAGCAGCCAUCAAAUUUCUCAACCUUGCCACCCUGAUCUUCUCCGUGCUCCUCCUUACCUCCGCAUCCGACACGCUCAACAGCGGCGGCAACAUCACCGACGGGGAGACGCUGGUCUCGGCCGGUGGCUUAUUCACGCUGGGCUUCUUCUCCCCUUCCCCGGCCGGUGUGCCAACCAAGAGAUAUCUCGGGAUCUGGUUCACCGCGUCCGCGCCACCAGAGGCUGUCUGCUGGGUGGCCAACCGUGAGGCCCCACUCAACAGCACCUCCGGCGUGCUGGUGAUGGACAGCGCUCGGAGCCUCCUACUCCUCGACGGCUCCGGCCAGACCGCGUGGUCUUCUUCCAAGACGAACACGACGGCACCUGCGACGGUGGCCCAGCUCCUCGAGUCCGGCAACCUGGUCGUGCUCCGCGACAAGACGAGCGGCGGCGGCGGCAGCGUCCUCUGGCAGUCCUUCGACCACCCGUCGAACACCUUGAUCGCCGGCAUGAGGUUCGGCAGAAACCCGCGGACCGGCGAGGAGAGGUCCCUCACGUCGUGGCGCGCGCCCGACGACCCGGCGCCCGGGGACUGUCGCGUGGCCUUGGACACCAGGGGCCUGCCGCACGCGGUCGGGUGGCGGGGUGGCGCCAAGCUUUACAGCUCGGGCCCGUGGAACGGCCGGUGGUUCAGCGGCUUCCCGGAGAUGGCGUCCUACCCCGGGAUAUACUCCAUCGAGGUGGCCGUACGCCCCGACGAGGUCGCCUUCGUCUUCACCGCCCUCGCCGGCGCGCCCUUCGCGCGCCUCCUGCUGACCGACGAGGGCGCGAUUCAGCAGCAGACGUGGAGGGGCCCGGCCGGCCGGGGCUGGAACAUCUGGGAUGCGUCGCCGAGGGACGUCUGCGACGCCUACGGCAAGUGCGGCGCGUUCGGACUGUGCGACGCGGUCACGGCGUCCACGCUGUUCUGCGGCUGCGUCCACGGGUUCAGCCCCGCGUCGCCGUCGGAGUGGUCCAUGAGGGAGACCUCCGGCGGGUGCCGGAGGGACGUGCCGCUGGACUGCGGCAAAACUAACGGGACGCCGACGACGACCGAUGGGUUCAGGGUGGUGCGGGGAGUGAAGCUUCCCGACACGGACAACGCGACGGUGGACAUGACGGCGACGCUGGAGCAGUGCAGGGCGAGGUGCUUGGCCAACUGCUCCUGCGUCGCCUACGCCGCCGCCGACAUCCGAGUCGGCGGCGAUGGCAGCGGCUGCGUUAUGUGGGUGGGCGACAUCGUUGACGUACGCUACGUAGACAAGGGGCAGGAUCUCUACGUGAGGUUGGCCAAGUCCGAAUUAGAUGACGAGAAGAGGAGGGCUGCGGCAAAACUAAUCGUGAUCCCAGUCACGGUAUCUCUGCUCGCGCUCACGGCUGUCCUGGGCAUGUACCUUGUUUGGAGAUGCAGGCUUAGAGGUAGAGCCAGUUCACUCAUGUUCCUGCAAGGCCAACGUCCAAGCAAUCAUGCCCAGACGAAAGCGAUGCUAGGUUUCUUGAGCAAGACAAGUGAACUUGGAGAUGACGAUCUCGAUCUUCCACUUGUUUGCUUUGGAGAUAUCGUUUCUGCAACGAACAAUUUCUCCGAGGAGAACAUGCUCGGACAAGGAGGCUUCGGCAAGGUUUAUAAGGGUGUGCUGGACGACAGAGAAGUCGCAAUCAAAAGGCUUGGUCAGGGUUCUGGACAAGGUGCAGAGGAAUUCAGAAAUGAAGUUCUCCUUAUUGCAAAAUUGCAGCACAGAAACCUUGUCAGACUUCUUGGUUGCUGCAUUCAUGGAGAUGAAAAGUUGCUCAUGUAUGAGUAUUUACCCAAUAAAAGCUUGGAUUUCUUCAUUUUUGAUGCUGCAAACAAAAAGGUCCUUGAUUGGCCAACAAGGUUCAAGAUAAUCAAAGGAAUAUCAAGGGGACUUCUCUACCUCCAUCAGGAUUCAAGACUGACUAUUGUUCACCGAGACCUCAAACCAAGCAACAUACUGUUGGAUACAGAUAUGAGCCCUAAGAUAUCAGAUUUUGGUAUGGCAAGAAUCUUUGAUCGGAACCAACAAGAAGCAAAUACUAAUCGAGUUGUUGGGACAUAUGGUUACAUGUCUCCUGAAUAUGCAAUGGAUGGCGCAUUUUCGGUCAAGUCUGAUACAUACAGCUUUGGUGUCAUACUCUUGGAAAUUAUAAGUGGUUUGAGGAUCACUUUAACUCGCUUCGACAGCUUCCCUAACCUGUUAGCUUAUGCGUGGAGCUUAUGGCAAGAUGGUAAGGCAAUCGACCUGGUGGACCCAUGCCUUGUUGAGACUUGUUCACCAAGUGAAGCUUUACGGUGCAUUCACAUAGGACUGCUGUGUGUGCAAGACAAUCCAAACAACAGGCCACUCAUAUCAUCGGUUGUGUUCAUGUUGGAGAACGAAACCACAGCACUUUCAAUCCCAAAGCAGCCUGUAUAUUUGGCACAACGGUAUUCAGAAGCCCAGAGAACAACAGGAGAAAAUACCAGCAGCAGCUCUGUGAAUAACAUGAGUGUCACGGUGUUGGAGGGACGGUAGAUGGCCAGGUUGUGUGUGUGUGUGUGUGUGUGUGAAGCGCUUUGUUUUGACAGAAUGGUAACGCACUAGUAGUUUAUUUUAGAAUUGCUACAUUGCUAUUGUUGCAUCUUCAUAACAUACGAAGAUCCAUCUAUGUAACCAGUUGUUGUACUAUUCUAAAGUAAUCAAAACCGUCUAAAUAACCCUCUAGGGUGUUAUGCCA
Messenger RNA from Panicum virgatum (switchgrass), 2877 nucleotides. Its product is annotated as receptor-like serine/threonine-protein kinase SD1-8. The record is from RefSeq and is a predicted model, not a curated record. The coding region runs from base 108 to 2675 and encodes 855 amino acids. Gene Ontology annotation, molecular function: protein serine/threonine kinase activity; ATP binding. The transcript has 7 exons. NCBI's taxonomy places the organism in Eukaryota, Viridiplantae, Streptophyta, Magnoliopsida, Poales, Poaceae. Gene Ontology annotation, biological process: protein phosphorylation; recognition of pollen.